AUGGUGGAAAUUCGUGCGGCCAUCCAGAUAAAGUACGAGUCGGAGAGGCCAAUCCUCAUCCCCAAGGAUCUGGUGAAGCUGUCCAAGGACAAGCAGUGGCUCCAACUUCGGCCCACUUCCCAACCCAUAAUUGAGUUGCUCACAGGCCAGAGACCCGACAAGAAUGCCAGUCUGUCGGGUUCUACGGCCAUGGCCAAUCUCAUCAAGAAGAGGAACCAGAGCUUCGACCAACCAGCAACACCAGCAGAGCAACUUUUCGAUGCUCCAGAGCCAGGCUCAGGAAAGAAGUCGACCAGAAAGAGGUCUCUUCCAGACAACCAAGAAGAAGAAGUUGCCAUGGACAUCAAUGGUUCCAAAGUCACCUGCUUGAUGAGUGGCAAGAGGCCAAGGAGGUGCGAUCUCACCAUCCAACUCGAACAGCACCAGAUCGAGACCAUCAUCAAGACCAUUCGCAAUGAUGAGGAUACGGCCACAGCCGCACAGAAGCCAGAAGCCAUGGCUGUCCCUCCAGCUGUGGUCCAAGAGGUGGAGGCCAUUGUGAAUGGCCGCGAGCCAGUGAACACCAGAGUCACCAAGGUCUUGCAGGUGCUGGAGCACCAUGGCCUCUGCCAGCAGCAGACCUUGGUUCCAAGCCAAGUUCUUUGCCACCCCUCCAACCGGGGAGGGCAGAUGGUGUCCCACUUUGACGUUUGGGCCAAGGGACACCAACUCUUGGCAGUUGGCCUGCAAGUGCAUCUGCUCCAAGGGUCCAUUUGUCUCCAGAUGUCCACGGACCCCCAAAAGCGCCAGCAGCAGGUUUGGAGGAACCAGCAGCUGGUCCAGGAGAGCAAGGGCUCCCUGGCCCCAGUCAGUGGAGCAGAGGGAUACCUAUCCCUUGCCAGCAGCCACACCACGGCAUUCUUGAGAUGCCUGGAGCAUGGGACCACGGAUCCCAGUGGCAAAGCCAUCUCCGUGCCCAAGACAGACCCAGUCUGGUCCGCCAUCCAGACCGGGUGGCGGUGGCAUGUGGUGGCCUCCAGUGUGGAAGAGGCCAUGCCAAGCCUUCCACAGUUCUUCCAAGUCGGAGCCAACUCUGGCAAUGCCAUUGGCAGAGCCACCAGCGAGUUGGAAGCAGCCUGCCAAAUAGCCAUUCAAGUGCAAAUGGGAGCCAGUCUGGAGUCGGCAAUCCAGUCCGUUGCCAGCGGCGAAGUUGCCUGCAGGCAGAGCCUCCCAGCCAUAGGGCAUUAUGUCUCGAGAUACUCUGGAGGCACAAGCUUUCCAUUGCUGAAAUUCCUUUCCCACUUCUCCUCCACCUACGGCACCACGUGCAUGAUGGGCCAGGAUUUCAUGGAGGCGUUGUCGCACACCACCUUCCCAGACCCUGGCAACCUUUACCCAUUGCUCCGCACAGCUCUAUGGGCAACCCAGUGCACAUCCACCAAACAGCAAGACGGCUUCGCACAACUCCUCACCAGAGCCGACGUCCAGAGACUGUCGUCGCCACAGAACAUGGAGUCCGUCAGGACGGCGGAGUCCAUGCUUUCGGAUUCCUGGAAACUGGUCCAGAGCCAGCUUCCAGAAGGCACCAGCACCAAUGCCGGCAGCAACCAUCUCUACAAGUGUUUCGGCAAGUUUUGCGUCAGAGCCAUCUUGUUUCUGACCAAAAAGGAAAAGCUUGGCCCUGAUGCCCAGCAGAAGCUGGAGUCCCUGGCCCAGAUUCUCGACCUUUUCACCCAGGACGUUUCCAAGGUCAAGCAGGCCACCCCAGCUGCAGAGGCAAAGACCAUCAAGGAUGCAGUCUCUGCCCAGCCAUGGGAAGCCACCUUGCUCCAGAACACCCACAUCAAGGUGGGCGACCAGUACACCUUGCCAAAGGAGCACGGAGCCAAGGUCUACCAGCUCCUGCAAAUCACCAACGAGCGUGGGACCAUGGAGCACAGGCCAGUGCUCCAGGCACCGGAGACAGUCCAUGUGCCGCUGGCGGGGCUGGGGAAGUGGCGGGAGGACUUCCAAAAGGCAGCUGUGGUCACGGCACUCCACCAAUGCUACCAGGAGCAGUCGGUCGAGGACUUGGAACUCCUUUGCAUGGCUUCCAGUCCCCAGGCACUGUAUGCCAAGAAAGCCAUUGCCAGCAAAAAGCUCAAGCUGGUUCCAUUGGGUUCCAUCAGCAAAGUGAAGACAGGCCAGAAGCCGCCCAAGCUGGCCAUUCAGGCCUUCGGCCAUGACUGGGCCAUUGGAAGCUGGAAGCAGGACCUCCAGUUCCAGGCAGAGGGCACCAUCGUGCCAUUUUUUUUUUUUUUUUCAGCAGAGGGCGAGGAUGAGGGCAACAUGGUCUUGACUACGAUCAAGCAGGGGCCAUGCACCGUGCCCAUCCUCCAUAACCCUGCGAAGAUCCAAGCCAAUGAGCAAAUCUUGCAGAAGGUCGAGGAGGAAGCAGCCACGGACCAGGCUGUUGCGGCAAAAAGAAGCACCUUCUUGGAUCCAGGUGACUUGAGCAAGCCUCCUGUGGCUGUCCCAGCACCCCACUUCUUCCCAAGAGCUUCCUCCGCCUGCACCAUGCCCAAAGCCAUGGUCUUCAAGAAGCCUGCUGCCCCCAUGAAAGCCAUGAAGGUGGUCCACAAGGCAGCUGCCCAGAGCAGGAAGGCGAAGGCCAAGAAGAAGCCAGCACCUGUGUGCAAGGCGAAAGCCCAGAAGAAGCCAGCAGCCAACUCCAAGACGACCGAGAAGCCAGAUCUUCCGCCUCUAGAACCCUGGGAGUACGGUGGUGGGUGGGAGGAGUGGGAGAUGAUGUCGGCGGACCCCAACUACGAGCCAUGGGGGGGCCAAUGUGCUCUGCCCAAGGAUUUCCAUAGAAGGUACCGCACCAGUUGA
This is a messenger RNA of Symbiodinium sp. CCMP2592, 2850 nucleotides long. The record is from the annotation of a GenBank genome assembly. Lineage: Eukaryota; Dinophyceae; Suessiales; Symbiodiniaceae.